Messenger RNA from Gallus gallus (chicken), 1583 nucleotides. RefSeq names its product proline-rich protein 36-like. The transcript has 3 exons. The coding region runs from base 117 to 1058 and encodes 313 amino acids. The record is from RefSeq and is a predicted model, not a curated record. Lineage: Eukaryota; Metazoa; Chordata; Aves; Galliformes; Phasianidae.
CGGUGGGCGCGUGGGGCUGAGCGGCCGUUGCGCUCCUCGCGGCGGGGGCGGUUGGAACCCGGAGCCAGUCGGGAGCCGCGGGCAGCCGGCAGGACGCGACCCGGCCGCUCCGCACCAUGCCAGCCCGCCGCCGGCACACGCGGAGCCGAGGCCCGGCGAAGGAGCCGUCCGCGGCACGAACGCCGCCCGCCCGGGAAGCGGAGGGGCCGUCCGAGGCCUCGGGGGCCGCUUCGCCCUUCGCCGAGGGCCGCGGCACGCAGACGGGCGGUCGCCUUCGGCGCGGGGAGAGCCGGCGCGGAGCCGACGACCGCUCGGCCUUCGGCGUGCCCGGCAAACGCCGCAGGAGGGCGGAGAGCGCCCGGCGAGGAGAGGACGCGCCUUCCGCGCACGGCGAGCUCCUCCUCCGCCGUCCCGCCGACUCCAGCGGCGAUGCCCGCCCGCGCCUCCGCGGCCGAGGAAGAGCCGGGCCGAAGAGGAGAGCCCCGGCCGACGCCGCCCGUCCGCCGCCACGAGCGGCCGCUGCCGCCCUGCCGGCCCCCGCUGCAGCAGCACGCGGCGACACGUGGCGGCUCCUGGCGCCCUGCCCGCUGCCGCCACCCACCGCCCGCAUCGCGCCCGUCCGCACGGUGUUCUCACCGUGCCACCUGCGGCCUCUCACGGCGCCCAACCUCGCGCCGUGCCCACCGCCGCUGCGGGCUCCCUGGGCCGCCCUGCCUGCCCUUGCCACCCCUGGCUGGCAGUGCCCGUGCUGCUGGGGCCGGUGGUGGCUGCAGCCCCUCUGGCCGUGCUGCAGCCCCCGGCUCCCUUCGCAACCCCUCCUCUGGCCGUGCUGCAGCCCCCGGCUCCCUUCGCAACCCCUCCUCUGGCCGUGCUGCAGCCCCCGGCUUCCUUCGCAGCCGCCAGCAGCCCCCAGCAGCCCCGCCUACCAGCACAGAGAUCACGGGCUGGCAGCCCAGAGCGGGCAGUGUGAGGGACGGGAGGAGAGCAGCCCCGGGAGGGAUCAGGGGCCGGUAGAAGUAGCUGAUGAAGAAGAGGAUAUAGAGAUAGUUGUUGUAUAGAUAGUUAGAGGGUAUGAUGAUAGUUGAUAGCGACGUAGAUAGUUAGUGGGUAGCAGGGUAGUUGAUAGUGACGCAGACAGAUAGUGGGUAGCAGGGUAGUUGAUAGCGACGUAGAUAGAUCAUAGUGACGUAGAUAGCUGAUAGCGAUGUAGAUAGUGAGAUAGAUAGCUGAUGGUGGAGAGGUAGUGAACAGAUAGCAGAUAGCUAGGUGGGUUAUUGGUAGAUCAUAGAUCAUAGCCAGAUAGCUGAUAGGGGGAUGGAGGAUAGAAAGAUGGGUGACUGAAAGGUAGUUAAUUUAUAGAGUAUGAUAUAGAAAGUUGCUAAAAAGAAUCUCUGUUUCAGAUGAGCCACUGCAUCCUGGGACACCACUCUCCCCUCCAGUACGAUGAAGACCAACGCCUGAUGCUGCUCCAUCACCAGCAGAAGAACAGCAGCUCUGCAGAGACCCGUCCUGCCAGCAGAGCAUCACGGAGAAGAAGACGCGCCUUCUGCUCACAGGAAGUUAGUGAACUGCAAGGGAGUUGA